Messenger RNA from Arabis nemorensis, 1044 nucleotides. The record is from the annotation of a GenBank genome assembly. NCBI's taxonomy places the organism in Eukaryota, Viridiplantae, Streptophyta, Magnoliopsida, Brassicales, Brassicaceae.
AUGUCUUCGUCGAAGAAGAGGAAAGCGAGGGAAACCCUAGACCUAACCCUUAUUGAGAAGUGGAAAAGCAAAAUUAAAUCACUGGAGAAGCUGGAUCCAAGUGAGUUCGAUCCCGAACAAGUGUCUUGGUGGAAGAAAGCGGAGAAAUAUUUGCUGGCUACUGUUUAUCUUGCUUCGGAUGAGAUUCAUGAAGAUGCAAAAUUGAGAAUUGAUGUUGCUUUCUUGAUCAAAGUAGUCUCCGAAAUUUCUGGUGUUGAUGUGGAGACUGUACAUGAGCGGCUUAAGGAAACAGCAGAAGGUGGCAGAGUCACGAUGAAUGAUCAAUUGACUUCACAUCUUCUGGCAACAACAGACUGCGAAGCUGAGUUCUUAACUCGUCUACUUCUGAGCGAUUUGGGGUUAGGCUUCUCACGUUUCUCUGUCCUAACUACCUUGGGACAUGCCGCUGUAUAUAAUGAAGAGCACUCAAAGCCACCCGCAUAUAUCGAGGAUCCUUUCAAAGAGGCUGGGAACAUUGUAUGGAAAGUAUUCUCUCUGCUUCCUGUCUUUGACAUUAUUGUCCGUGCCCUUCUAACUGGUGGUGUUUGGAAUCUUCUCAACGCCUGCAACAUGAAUAUCCAGUCAAAAGUGUGGGCGAGAUUGUGGAAAUAUUCAAGGACACAUCUUUCACAUGCGAAUUCAAAUAUGAUGGACAACAUGCAGAGAUACAUUACAUGGAGGAUGGUGCAUACGAGAUAUUCUGUAGAGGCGCUGAAAGAAAAGCCGUCAUGUUCACCGAUAUUUUAUCAAGAAUCGAAGCCCUCCCUGAAAUCUUGUAUUCUGGAUUGCGUGAUUGUCCCUUUCGACAUUGCCGGAAUGAAAAUUAUUCCGUUGGAUCAGAUUCGCAAGAAUUUGAGAACUCAAGCCACUCAAAACGUGAAAGUCCCUGAUCCCAAGUUUGACGUAUGCAUCUUUGCUUUUGACAUGUUAUAUCUAAAUGGCCAAUUACUUAUCCAGGAGAGCCUUAAUAUUCGCCGAGAGGUGAGCCAUAUCAGUAACUCAUAG